Molecule: messenger RNA, 615 nt
Organism: Ambispora gerdemannii
Lineage: Eukaryota; Fungi; Glomeromycota; Glomeromycetes; Archaeosporales; Ambisporaceae
Source: the annotation of a GenBank genome assembly
AUGGCAUACUCAGUGUCGUUUUGCUCCUGUUCUAUCAACUAUGAUAAUCUUUCUUAUAUUACUUCGCAUUUAAACUCUAAAAAACAUAUAAAAAUAAAAAACACAUAUAAAAAAUGGAAUUCUGAACGACAACAAGGCAUUCAAACAAUUAUACGAGCAGCAGAGUCCAAAAAAGCUGUAAUAAAUGAGUUUCUUAAGGCGUGGGUUAAUGCCAAUAUUCCUUUAGAAAAAGUGGAUAAACUUCGUCCAUUUUUAACAACCUAUUGUCGUGAAGAUGGUAGUGCUAUUCCUGCUGCUGAUACUUUGCGCCGCAAAUAUUUACCCAACAUAUUUGAAGAACAUCUCCAAGCAUUAAAUACUGAAUUUAAAGAGAAAUCUGUAGCCAUUAUUAUUGAUGAAACUACAGAUUCUCGGACCUACAGUGUUGUAAAUACUCUGUUCAGCUAUCGCAAUUCAACAAAACUUGUAUCAGUCAAUUAUUUACAAACCAUUAAUAAUACCACUAUUGGACAAAUAGUGAUUCAAAUUUUGGCUGAAUGGUCUAUUUCUUUCUCUGUUCCACUACUCUUUUUAUCUGAUUCGGCUGCGUAUAUGAAGAAAUGUUAUAGAGAAUGA